AAAGAGGAAAUAAAGACAGGCUGGGGAGGAAAGUUCAGGCUCGCUGCCUGACUUAACACAUUUGCUAGUCACUUCUCAGUACAGCUAUUUAGCAAGCAUAGAGGAGGACAUUUUGGGGAAGGUAAAGAGAGUCCAUAAGGCAAAUGAAGCGACCUGAGCUGUUCAUUUUCAGCCUAGCACUGGCAACUGCUCAUGGUUCCACUGUAACUGCACCUGACAAGGAAGUAAAGGUGGCACGAGGGAAUAAUGUCACUCUCAGAUGUGAAUUCCGGACUGCUGGUACUGCUGAAAGUGGAGACUUUGUUUACUGGAGGAAAAUCCAGACAACGCACGAAGCUAUCACUAGGUAUUUUGAUGGCUUUAUAAGACAUGGUGCAAGCUACAAGGACCGUAUAUAUUUCUCUGGGAACCCAGACACAGGUGACCUCAGCAUCACCCUCACAGAGGUGACUAUGGACGACAAUGGAACUUAUGUGUGUGGUGCUCACCUGCGUAUGGAGACCGUUGAACCUGCCCAUGUGGCUCUUUUGGUCCUUGUGGCACCCUCCAUACCAGACUGUGCGAUCCACGGGACACCAGAGUACGGACAGACAGUCAACCUGACCUGCAACUCUCGUGAAGGUUCUCCAAAACCUGUGUAUACCUGGAAGAGUUUCAACAUGCAGAACCAGCCUCAGCCACUGCAGGCAACAGAAGGACAGCAGAUAACUUUAAAGAACGUCUCUGCAGAAACCUCUGGUUUUUACAUCUGUACUUCUACAAACAGUAUUGGACACCAGUUCUGCAACAUUACUGUCAACAUUAUGCCUCCAUCCAUGAACUUUGCCCUUUAUGCAGGAGUCAUUGGUGGUGUUGUUGCUGCAAUCAUUGUCAUUGGCAUUCUGGGCUACUGCUGUUGCUGCCGGACCACAAAGGACAAGGACUAUGAGAUGACUGAGAGAGAAGAUCGAACAGAAGAGGCAACCAUGAAUCAGGAGGCAGAUGAAGGUGAGGAAGACAACAGGAGAGAGAAGCUCCGCAUCUAAUCACCUACCACACCAUGGAUAGAUAUUACACAUGCUGAAGCAUAGAGAUGAUCACAAAUUAAACAGUGCAUUUACCAGCCUGGUCUGGUGUUAGCUGUGACUUUCUACAACUGUCUGGGACAGAGGUCAUCUCUUUUGAUCUGCGAACA
This is a messenger RNA of Gavialis gangeticus (Gharial), 1174 nucleotides long. It is a transcript of the gene GPA33, whose product is annotated as glycoprotein A33. Gene Ontology annotation, cellular component: plasma membrane. NCBI's taxonomy places the organism in Eukaryota, Metazoa, Chordata, Crocodylia, Gavialidae. The record is from RefSeq and is a predicted model, not a curated record. Bases 144 to 1025 code for a protein of 293 amino acids. The transcript is spliced from 7 exons.